Notothenia coriiceps (black rockcod) is the source of this 5857-nucleotide messenger RNA. It is a transcript of the gene pou2f1b, whose product is annotated as POU class 2 homeobox 1b. The transcript has 16 exons. NCBI's taxonomy places the organism in Eukaryota, Metazoa, Chordata, Actinopteri, Perciformes, Nototheniidae. Gene Ontology annotation, cellular component: nucleus. The coding region runs from base 194 to 2347 and encodes 717 amino acids. Gene Ontology annotation, molecular function: DNA-binding transcription factor activity, RNA polymerase II-specific; RNA polymerase II cis-regulatory region sequence-specific DNA binding. Gene Ontology annotation, biological process: regulation of transcription by RNA polymerase II. The record is from RefSeq and is a predicted model, not a curated record.
UGUGCGUAUCCCAGUGUUGUUCAGUGAACCGUGCGGCGGACAGUGCCACUGUGUCUGUAGUCGCCCCGCUUGUAUUGAACCCGCUGCUGACCAGUGGAGAGUGAAGAGAGGGAGGAGGAACUCAGAGCCGGACGCCCUGUUGGUGGUGUGUUUGCCCGGCAGAAGCACAUUUUCCACGAUAGGCUCCGCGACCAUGCUGGAAAACACAGGUGGAGCAAGAGCGGAUGCUAAAGUGAAUAAUCAGUCAGAAACUACUAAAUGUGCAAUGGAAAGUGGUGACGGGAACACCGGAAUCCAAAUCAAUGGGUUCGACUUUCAGAGGCAGGCGAUGCCUCUCACUAACGCACACGCACAAGCCCUCCUCCAACAGGCUGCAGCACAUUUAAAUAGCAACUUUCACAAUAACUAUUUUAUUCAAAUUCCUAUGCCUGCUCAAAGACUGAAGACUCACUCUCAGUCUAAGUCGGAAGACCCCAGUGCUCUUCCGACCUCCGUCCAGCAGAGCGUUUUGCCUCAAACCCAGCUAGUGUUGGCCGGGGGACAGAUUGCAGGAUUGACCCUGACCCCGGCGCAGCAGCAGAUGUUGAUCCAGCAGGCUCAGGCUCAGCUCCUGGCCGCCGCCAUGCAGCAGUCGGCCAACCAGCAGAACAGCACCACCGGGGCCAGCAUCUCGGCGCAGGCAGCCACGCCCAUUACCCAGCUGUCCCAGCCUAUCCAGAUCGCCUCUCAGCUGCAGCCGCAGAAUCUCAGCAUGCCGCAGUUUGUCCUGCUGCAGCCCGGCCACCCGAUUGCCACGCAGCUGCAGCCCACGCAGUUCAUCAUCUCACAGACACCGCAUACCCAACAGGGCCUAAUGCAAGCCCAGAGUCUUCUAAAUCAACUACCUCAAAGCCAAGCUAACCUCCUGACGACUCAACCAAGCAUCACCCUCACAACUCAGCCUGCCACUCCAACCCGCACAACUGCAGCCACACCGAUCCUGUCCCUGCCCCACAGUCAGACCACCCCCAAACGGCUGGACACCCCGACUCUGGAGGAGCCCAGCGAUCUGGAGGAACUGGAACAGUUUGCCAAGACCUUCAAACAGAGGCGCAUCAAACUGGGCUUCACGCAGGGGGAUGUUGGCCUGGCCAUGGGGAAGCUGUACGGAAACGACUUCAGCCAAACUACCAUUUCUCGCUUUGAGGCCUUGAACCUGAGCUUUAAGAACAUGUGCAAACUCAAGCCAUUGUUGGAGAAGUGGCUCAACGAUGCAGUUUGUGCAGAGAACCUGACAUCGGACCAGUCCCUGUCCAGCCCCAACGCGCUGGGCUCCCCGGGGAUGGGCAUCGAGGGGAUCAACCGCAGACGGAAGAAGAGGACUAGCAUCGAGACCAACAUCCGAGUGGCCUUAGAAAAUAGCUUUCUGGAGCAGAACCAAAAACCUACCUCUGAAGAGAUCACCAUGAUCGCCGACCAGCUCAACAUGGAGAAGGAGGUGAUCCGGGUCUGGUUCUGCAACCGCCGGCAGAAGGAGAAGAGGAUCAACCCCCCCAGCAGCGGCAUGGGAGGAGGCGCCACUAAAUCCCUCUUUACCCCCAGUAGCCCCAUGGUGGCCAGCACAGCAAGCCUUGUGAACAGUCCCUCUAUUAACACAUCCACCACUCUGACUGUAAACCCAAUGAUGCCUCUCACCAGCACCAGCGUCGCCAAUUUGUCUUUCACAGGCACGAACACGGCAUCAGUCAUCUCCACUGCACCUAUAUUUACUACAGCCUGCUCUCCAUCUUUGAGCCCGUCGCCAACGACUAUUCAGUCUAUGAAAGCAGAGAGCAAGGGCCACACCAUCAUCCAGGCUCCCACAUCCAUCGCCUCUCUGGGGGGGGGUCAGCUGAUGGUGUCGGCCUCCAGUCUCUCGGCCGCGCUGCAGCAGGCUCAGUUACCCAGCAGCUUCGCCGCCAUGGCUGCUGCCGCCGCGGGGCUCAACCCGGGACUCAUGGCCUCCUCUCAGUUCGCUCCUGGCGGGGCCCUGCUCAGUCUGACUUCUGGAGGCCUUGGCGGUGCGCUGAAUCCGGCCCUCAUGAGCAACAGCACCUUGGCUACCAUCCAAGGUGUUUAUCAAUCUCUGGCCUCCAGUCAGAUCCCCAUCACGUCUCUGGACGGCAGCAACCUUCUGUUCGCCAACACGUCUGGCGGCACACCGCUCUUCCUGAACCCCCAGAACCUGUCGCUGCUCACCAGUAACCCAGUCAGCCUGAUGCCGGGGGUGGGGGGGCUGCAGCUGACCUCCGACCCCCACCUUCAAGCCUCCGCGGCUGCUGUGCCUGUGCAAAACUCCACCAUCACCGCUGCCUCCAAGGCUCAGUGAAGCCCGGCUGCAUACCGUCUGUUUCUCUCGUCAGGGCGUCUGAGAUCAGCGCUCCACUAACCAACCCCACAUUCUUUCCAUUGUAUCGAUCAUUAUUUAAUCCUUUUGCUGCCACCAAAAAGAAAACAACCCCAAGUGAGGUUGAGGUUGACUUUUUACAUUUUUGUUUCUUUUUUGAUUCUUGGAUGUUUUUUUUCCAACAAACAUUCGCUGUUGUUGGCCUGCCGCUCAUCAUGAACCUUGACAAAGUGACCGGGAGGAUGAAAUAUCCCCGGCACGAUCAAGCUGUUCACGUUGUGUGUGUGUGUGUGUGUGUGUGUGUGUGUGUGUGUGUGUGUAUAUAUAUAAAUAUAUAUCCUCCUAUUUCCAGGUCAGAAUUUCUCUGAAACACUUCUAACCAAAAACGUUUUUGAUUUUUCUCUUUUAACAUUCAAACUGAUUUACUACUAAUAUUCAUCAUCACUAACGGGGCUUUGUGUGUCACCCCACCUUUUAAUUAUCUCUUUUGAGUUGUUUUGGACAGGCCUUGACGCAAAUCAUAUCAAAGUUAUAUUGUAGAGAUUUUCUUUACCCUUUCUUUUCUGUAUUUUUUAACAUUUUCAGAACUUUGUAAGUCUAAUAUUAAGUUAACUAUCAAUUUUUAAUCGUGGUUAUAAGGCUUUAAAAACAAGUAAUAAGUGGCCGAUAUAAAGGUUAUCAUUGCUUUAAGGAUCAGAGGGACAAGACGUGUCUCUCUGAGUCUCUCUUUCUGGAAACACUGAGUUUUACAUUUAGCUGCGGAGCGAAGUAGCCCCAAAGCUUUUUGUAGAAUCACCGUCUCGGUGCGGAUUACAGACACUGAUAGAAAAUGACUGAAAACAUUGCGUUGAAAGCUUUAUAAAGAGCUGCGGACAUGCAGUCCCGUGUCUGAUUUAAGGGUGAUUUGUUUUGGAUGGUGGUCUAUUGGAAAACUGUACAUUACGUUUGGAUUCAGAGGUAGGAAAUAGACGUCUGCAUGUGUUGUCUACAGAGAGUUCAGUUCCUGCAUGAUCCACGCGGCUCUGCGGCUGACUGCUCUGUCGUUGGGAGAUUAGUCGGGGCAUGGGCAUCAUACCAAAUGUAUGCUGGCAUUGGCUAGAUGGGGUUGUUGUGUUUUUGUUUUAUUUUCAUUUUCUUAAUAGUAGUACCGUCGUAUCUACUUGUGCACAGUAUCUGUACCAAAAAACUGGAUUGAUGAGCUGCAGUCUGCCCGUUUGGGGAGGAAUGAAAUUCUGUCUUUCUCUGUCUGCAGUCACUCGACUGGCUUCGUACUUUAAGAUAUACCAAAAAUAUUUGUUAAAAUAAUUGCUGUGUGUACUCGGUGUAGCUUAGUCUAGUCGAUAUAUUUAUGAGUACAGAAUUUCUCUUCAUUGUCAACAGAAUAUAGAAAUGCAAUAUUUUGAUGAUCAUUUUCCAAAGAUGACCUUUUUUUUAAUUUGACAAAGUGUCUCAUCGCUCAACUUAAAAAAUUGGCAGCACAAACUGACCAAAAACAGAGGGAUUGGCGGGAUGGGGCACAAGAAAAUGUUCGUUUUUACUAAUAUUGAAUGGUUUUUUUUAUCACCGGGGCCUCGCCCCUAACGCCUGAUCCUGGUUAUCCUUCAGCCAUUUGAUGGCUUAGUUCUCCUUUAUCUUUAUUGGCCAUUUUGGUAGCAGUUUUGGACUUUUCUGAAGCAAAGUGGAAAGGUUCUGUUUUUUGGUUUUGUACUAAUAUUCAGCCAUAAAACAACAGCUUGAACCAAAGUGGUUUUCCUCAGUAGUUGCCCUACUCUUCCCACUGCUGACAAAUGAUUUCCCUCUCUGCCUCGGUUAACACCGGAUAGUCCUUAUUUGGUUCUGCUAGAUAAGGAUCACAGAAACCAAGCUUUAACAACUUGCUGCUGAGCUGAGCUGGUUAGAGGCCUGCAUGCUCUCCUAUAGCUUUAUGAAUACACCCUGUGAGACCAGGCCUGCCCUCUGGAGGGCUCACUUUUUUGUAAAUGCUGAGAAAUCGGAUCAUCAGUAACACACCACACUCCCUCUCAGCAUCGCCAUUUUUGAACCAGCACGCUAUGAAACGAUAUGCUGCUCCCUAAAUCUGUCUGCGGACUAGUUUUAAAACCUGCCAAAUUAUCUUACUCAACACAGUGUUGGGCUGAGUACUGUUAUGUGCUACACAUUCAACUGAACCCCACAUCAAAAAGUAGCAUUGUUCUACAAAAUGAGUUACCACAGCGUUGUUAGAUCGCUGAGGUUGUAGGCAGUGAAGUUUGUCCAUGUUUUCCUCUUGUGUACUUCUUUUCUUUUGAAUUACUUUGACUGAAUAUACCUCAGCAGCACUUAACAUAAGGUUCACCUUUAGACAUUUCUGUGUGUAGAACAGUGUAGAAUGUAUAAGUACCGUCUGGCUCGCCAUUCAAAGUUUAUACUGAUGAACCAAACAUAGGAACCAUACAUGGAACGGACAACCUACUACUGCUAUUUUCUAGGACUACUAUUUAUGGGGUAUUUCCAGGUUUGAAUAUUAUUUUGAGAUCCUUCUUGCCAAAGGACAAGCCUUUCUCUUCGCAGCUGGGCGGGUGUCUGGCUGCUCACGUCGCUGGUUCCCCGUCUUCGAGGACUCGGUCCUGUUUCCGUGCUGUUUGUAGUUACUAAAGAGUUGAACAUGUGCUAGCAAGAUGAACCAGUUGCCAUCGGCACCAUAGGAUGUUACUGAAAUAUUUAUCUGAGGAAAGAAUUAGAGAAACAAUCUUUUCUUAAUUCUAUACAUAUAAAUAUAUAUAUAAACACGUGUAAGAUAUUCAUAUUUUAUAUUUGAACCAGUAUGUUAUCAAGACUGAAUGUAGUGUUUAUCAAACUCCCCUAAAUCCUCCUUUUUUUAUUAUUGCAAAAAUAACGAUUUUUCUUUUUUUUAACUGACAAGACCAAAAAAUAAGAAAUCUGAGAUCACGCCUCUUGUGUUUGCUCGGACACUCCUGACUCUGAAGCAUCGGAUCUUAAUCUUUUAAUAGUUUUGUUUGAGUCACGUGGGCUUGAUUUGUUGUGCUGUCUUUAACAAUCAUUUGAUUUUUUACUUUAUGCCUUUUAAUUGUUUUGUAUAGUGUGAGGGCAAGAUCACUGGCUUUCUUAGUUUGAUUAACAUUAUCAUUUAUGCCUUAUUGUUACGUAGAAGACAUGAGCAUUGUAGCAUUUUGGUGUGUGUGUGUGUGUGUGUGUGUGUGUGUGUGUGUGUGUGUGUAUGUGUCUGUGUGUCUGUGUGUGUGUGUGUGAGAGAGAGAGAGAGAGAGAGAGCGUGAGAGCUUUAGCUCACCAGGUGCACCGUUUUCACUGAAACAAAGCGGUGCACUCUGGGAAUUUUGGAGAGUGGGAUGAUUAUGUUGCGACCUUUGCUUUUAGAUGUGACUCAGACAGGUUGAAGAUACCUGUGAGAAAAGCUUUACUAAUAAUUCCAGUGUGUGUGUGUGUGUGUGUGUGUGUGUGUGUGUGUGUGUGUGUGUGUGUGUGUGUGUGUGU